Messenger RNA from Dromiciops gliroides (monito del monte), 3821 nucleotides. RefSeq names its product single-strand-selective monofunctional uracil-DNA glycosylase 1 (gene SMUG1). The record is from RefSeq and is a predicted model, not a curated record. Bases 919 to 1548 code for a protein of 209 amino acids. The transcript is spliced from 2 exons. NCBI's taxonomy places the organism in Eukaryota, Metazoa, Chordata, Mammalia, Microbiotheria, Microbiotheriidae. Gene Ontology annotation, molecular function: single-strand selective uracil DNA N-glycosylase activity; oxidized pyrimidine nucleobase lesion DNA N-glycosylase activity. Gene Ontology annotation, biological process: base-excision repair.
AGGGAGGUAGGGUGUGGAGGGGUGAAGCAUUGGUGAUUCAGAUGCCUGGGUGGUAUGGGAGAAACAUGUACAUAUAUGAACCAGGUAGAGAAUCUGUGAACAUAUAUGUGGCUGUGGGGUCCCUCACUCCCUUUGCAAAUAUUUGUCACCUUAGGUAUUCUCUCUACUUCACUGAUGGUUGAGAGCAAACCCUAUUAAUAGGUUUCCAUUUCACCCUUUUUGUCCACUAAUUGCCCCUGGAAACCUUUCCUUCCACCACCUCCUAACCCUUCCAACCCCAACCCUGUGCUCUGAUUUCUGUCCCCUCUUAGGUCUGGAAAAGAAAAAGGGAAAAGGAGGAAAGACAUUUCACCCCUUUCUCCUUCCUGAGGGGGAACUUUGAGAAAGAACUCAGUUCUUUUCAAAGAGAAAAAAUAGAACCCAAAUAGGGAGGGAUGGAGGUAAGAAGCAGAAGGGAAUAUUGAGGUGAGCUCAUAUUUCUGGAUCUCUCUUCUGGACUAAAGAGAAGCACAGUAGUCAGUGCUGGGAGGUCAAAAUUACUACGCAUUUUCUAGGAUGAGUAAAUGCCCCCUGAGCGAAGGGAUCACAGUCAUAUGAGGGUAUGAUUUCUAGAGCUCCUGUCUUGAUCAUUUUUAUUGACCCCAGCUAAUGAUGAAUGACUAUCCAGUCACCCGGACAGUUGGAGAACAGGUUGUCUGGGUCCCAGGAACUGCGUGGCUCCUCCUAUCCCCAACUUCCUUUAUUUUCCUCCACUGUAAAAAAUGCAUUUUAUUACAAAAUGCAUUUUAUUCCAAAAAUCUUAUAAAUAAGGUCUUGCUUUUUCUUCCCAUCCUUAUUCCCUCACCCACCCUCCUCUGCCCCCCACUUUGGAAAAAAGGUUUCUUCUGAAAAAAUAAAACUUCAGAUCAUGUGGGAAUUAUGCCACUUACAAAUUCCUUCGCCUCCUUCUCCUUGGUCCUUGCUGUUAUAUCUGGGCUCCAAAGAUCACAGUGCAACAAUGGGAAGAGGAGGCUGCAGGUGCCCUUUGGGGAAGUGUCUGUGGUCCGGGACUGGCUGGGCAUUGUGGGAACAGUGUUAACCCCACCCCAGGAACACCCCAAGCGACGUAUCCUGGGGCUAAAAUGCCCACAGUCAGAGGUGAGUGGUGCUCGCUUUUGGGGCUUUUUCCGUGCCCUCUGUGGACAACCUGAGACCUUCUUCAGACACUGCUUUGUCCACAACCUAUGUCCUCUUCUUUUCUUGGCCCCUACUGGGCGCAACCUUACACCUGCGGAUCUGCCUGCCAAGCAGAGAGAGCAGCUACUGGCGGCCUGUGAUGUUGCCCUUCGACGCCAGGUGCAAUUGCUGGGCGUUCGCCUGGUGGUAGGAGUGGGGCGGCUGGCAGAACAACGGGCUCGCCGAGCACUGGCAGACAUCAUGCCUGAGGUUCAGGUAGAAGGGCUCCUGCACCCUUCUCCUCGAAGCCCACAGGCCAACCGGGGAUGGGACACUGUGGCCAGAGAACGACUGAGGGAGUUGGGCCUCAUGCCUCUGUUGACAGUUGAGUGAAGUGCCCAAAAUAUGCCCAUUGCCAGGUUGAAGACAACAGGGAAAGCCAUUGUUCCCAGGCAUCGAAACUCAUCCUUGGACAUGCAAAAGACACUAUACCGGCUGGGCUGAACAUACAUGUAAUAAGGUGCUAUUUGUAUAUGUAACAUCCUGACCAGAUCCCAUCUAGGGAGCUGGAUGAUGUUUACUUGAACUCUUUAUACUGUUUUAGUUAUCACACUAUUCUCCCUUCUCCUUCAGUACUUCCACUCUCAUUUGGGUCCUUCCUCUUUGGGCUUGGUACUCACACACUACAGGGAGUUGGCAAGUAGAUGCUUUCCCAGAUAACAUGAUAUCUUCUGUCUCUUCCUCCUUCUUGGUGUUCUGGUUAAGUGACUUAUGGAGAUGAUAUUGGCACCUACAGGGGACUAACUUGCUAUUCUCAGAAAAAGGUCCUGACCAGAAGCCAUGCGUCUCUGUAGGAAACUUUGGUCUUGCCCUUUUAGGACAUGGAUAUGAGAAUUAGGCAUCAGUGCAAAGGAGAGAUCGAGGUUAGACUUGAAGAGGACUCCCUGAUCCUUGAGGGUUGGAGGCACUGAAACGCACUACCAAGAGAAGAGACAUCUCUGUUCUUGAAGACCAUUUAUAAUAUGAGAUACCCUCAUAUUUAUACUUUGUGAUAAGAAACUGCUCUACUCAGGUGGAUCUGUUGACCUCUAGAAAAACUUUUUUAACCUGAAAACUUCUGGAUGCAUUAAAUUUCUAACCCCUCUUAACUGUGCCCUUUUUCAUUUGUCUCUGUCUUAAGUUUAGGCUCCUCAGGAAGUCUAUUAUUUAGGGUUAAGGGAAAGAGUGUAUAACAGACUGACUCAGACUGGUCCCUGUUAGUUUUAGGUUGGAUGUUGAAACAAAAUGAGACAUUCAAGUCAUUCAACGAUUAACAAAAAGAAAUUUCCUUAGCCAUAGCAUAGAAAGGAUAUUGAACAAAGAAACUGCAUCAUUUAGCUUGGGUAGACUUGGCCCCUAACCCAUCUGGUCAACAGAGCCAAGUAGUGACUCAGGUGUCCUUGAAACAUCUGCCAAAGUCUGAAGGACCCUAACUCCAUGAGGGUGGGUCUUUUCUCUUAGGUCAUCACAGGAUGCCCGGUCAGUAUGGCAGAGGUGCAUCAAUGGAGAUGGUGUUUGAGCCUUAGCCUCCUGGGCCAAUUAAGUCUUGAGAUAGCUUUCUUGUAUUUUAUGGAAAGAACUAACUAAACAUAUGGGUGGUAGAUGGAGGCCCUGGUAGAUGGUAAUCCUAUCACAGAGACCCUAAAGGGUUCUCUUACUCACCUUCUGGAAAUCAUAAUGUCCCUAUUAAAAUCGUGUCUAGUACUUGGGAGACAAGUCAGGAAUGAGUGUUAAGAGACACUUGAAUCUUCAUGUGGCAUCCCCCUCCAUCCCUCUAGUGAAGACUAGGAAUUCAAGCUAAGUCCUGGGUUAUUUUUAUACUUGCCAGAAAUAGGGGGCAGUUGCCAGAAAUUGGGAGGUGUUGAAGUAGACCAAAUUUGAGCUACCAUCCCUUGGGACUAAUCUCUAACUUUGAAAAGUAAUCUGGUGAUAGCUCCUAUGUGCUGCUAAUUAUUAUAUGAGAGAAGUUAGUGGCUCUGUUUGCAAGGCCAAAAAAACAUAACAUAAUGGGUAAAUUUUUAUUGAGAACCUGCUAGAUGUAAAACAGUUUCAGGUGCUAUGGGGAAUACAAGAUGAAUAAGUCAUGGUUUCUCCUUUUAAGGAGCUUAAAAUUCUUGAUAUUAGACAUGUGAAAUAUAAUGUGGCCUAGUUGGAGGACCCUUGGACCACAAGUCAAGAAAUCAGAAAGAGGGGGCAGCUAGGUGGCGCAGUGGAUAGAGCACCAGUCCUGGAUUCAGGAGUACCUGAGUUCAAAUCCAGCCUCAGACACUUGACACUUACUAGCUGUGUGACCCUGGGCAAGUCACUUAACCCCCAUUGCCCUGCAAAAUAAAACAACAAAAAAAAUAAAUGCUAGAAAAGAAAUCAGAAAGAUCUUACACCUGACUCCCAUUCCAGCCUUCAUCUGUGACCUUAUCAACUGAGACUCUGGUUUGUGGGAACCAGCAAACAAGAGUACAGAAUAAGGGUCUGUCUGGGCAUCAAAAUCCAGAAUCCUAGCUCCUGGCCUUGGGACUCUCCUGGGAGAGAAAGAAGUAUCUUCCCUAGGGAAUGAAUGAAUGAAUGAAUGAGUGAGUGAAUGAAUGUGAGUGAGAUUUUCCCCAUCCCUUAGUUAUAAGUGAUUUAAU